Messenger RNA from Nomascus leucogenys (northern white-cheeked gibbon), 4491 nucleotides. It is a transcript of the gene MRPS25, whose product is annotated as mitochondrial ribosomal protein S25. The transcript is spliced from 6 exons. Gene Ontology annotation, cellular component: mitochondrion. Lineage: Eukaryota; Metazoa; Chordata; Mammalia; Primates; Hylobatidae. Bases 145 to 663 code for a protein of 172 amino acids. Gene Ontology annotation, molecular function: structural constituent of ribosome. The record is from RefSeq and is a predicted model, not a curated record.
GAAGCGUCUCCUGUGCGUCUGCGCGGGAAGUGGAACCUGGCUCUGGGGGAGAAGCGGCGUGAGAUCCGCGCGGGUGCUAGCUAGUUCUUUCUCGUCGCUGCUCGGCUCGCGGCCCGUGGGGUCGGCCCCGCCACCGUCGCCGCCAUGCCCAUGAAGGGCCGCUUCCCCAUCCGCCGCACCCUGCAAUAUCUGAGCCAGGGGAACGUGGUGUUCAAGGACUCCGUGAAGGUCAUGACAGUGAAUUACAACACGCACGGGGAGCUGGGCGAGGGCGCCAGGAAAUUUGUAUUUUUCAACAUACCUCAGAUUCAAUACAAAAACCCUUGGGUGCAGAUCAUGAUGUUUAAGAACAUGACGCCGUCACCCUUCCUGCGAUUCUACUUAGAUUCUGGGGAGCAGGUCCUGGUGGAUGUGGAGACCAAGAGCAAUAAGGAGAUCAUGGAGCACAUCAGAAAAAUCUUGGGGAAGAAUGAGGAAACCCUCAGGGAAGAGGAGGAGAAAAAGCAGCUGUCUCACCCAGCCAACUUUGGCCCUCGAAAAUACUGCCUGCGGGAGUGCAUCUGUGAAGUGGAAGGGCAGGUGCCCUGCCCCAGCCUGGUGCCAUUACCCAAGGAGAUGAGGGGGAAGUACAAAGCUGCUCUGAAAGCCAGUGCCCAGGACUAAGGCCCAUGGUCACUGUGGGCUGGGGUGAUGGUGUCUGACCAGUGGGGAGAUUGGAAUGGGAUUACUUUGGCCCAGGGAAGCCCCUGGUUCUGUCCCUGGAGACUCUGGAAAUCCUUUUGCAUUAAAAGGACUUUACACACCUGUGUAAAAGGAUGUGCGAGAGGAGGGUCUGAAGCUGAGCUGCUAAAUGAAUAUCCCUGCUCUGCUGGUCAAUAAAACACCUCCUAAUAGCAGCUUGGUGUGUAUCUGGUCCUAGUGAAGAGGAAGGCCUAUGUAGUAGAAAGGCUUUGGGCCUGGGAGGUUAAGGCCACAGCCUGUUGACACCUGUUUUGGUCCUGCGACCCUUUACUGGUCUCCGCUGGCUUUGAAUCUUCCUCUGGCCCCUACUCUGGAGAACAUAAGGGCUGCUGUGGUUGAGUCUGGCUAGCACCGUCUGUGGUUGGCAGUGUGGACACCCCUCCAUUCAGUUCCUUGGGGUAUUUUUCAGAAAUCCAAAGGCAACCCUUUGUGCAGUGCUCACUUUUUUAAGUAUAGUUGAUUACCCUUGCCUGCUGGGGGGCCUAGCUAUGGGCCGGAGAUGAAGGAGCCCCAGUGGCUGACAGGCCAGCCUCACUCAGGCACAUACCUGCUGACCAGUCAGCCACUGCCAACCCGUGGCCCAGCCACUGUGUGCAUUAGCAGGGAGGUUUGUAAGCCAUGGAGGAAAAGAGGAGACACCACCUGGUGGAGACGUUGGGGCCCUGCUGGGGGGAUGGUGUCUAUAGCUGGCCACCUGGCUCUGCUGGCUCCCUCAGGCCCUGCUUACCAAGCUCUGGAGGAGGGAGUGCUGCAUUACUGAGCACCUUCCUUGUUCUUUCCUCAUAGGACACUGAUGUUACUGUCACUUUAGUUAUGCUAAAGUGGAGGUUUCAGCCUCCAGAAGACAGCAGAGCCCUCUAGGGUCACCUUAAGAAUAGGUUUAGCUAGGCUGGGUGUGGUGGCUCAUGCCUGUAAUCCCAGCACUUUGGGAGGCUGAUGUGGGCAGAUAGUUGAGCCCAGGAGUUCGAGACCAGCCUGGGCAACAUGGCAAGACCUUGUCUCUACAAAAAAUACAAAAAUUAGAUGGGUGUGGUGUUUCGCGUCUGUAGUCCCAGCUAUUUGGGAAGCUGAGGUGUGAGGAUCUCUUGAGCCUGGGAGGUCAAGGCUGCAGUGAAUCAUGAUCGUGUGCUACUGCACUCCAGCCUGGGCCACAGAGCAAGACUGUCUCAAGAAAAAAAAAAUUUAAAAUAAGUUUAAUUAUAAAGUGAAGGACCGGGUGGACCAUGGACCCCUAGAAACUCAGCCAAGGAGACUUGACUUUAUCUGAUACAGGAAGACAGUGGUUAAAAGAAUUAAAAAAGGACAGUGGUGCUUGACAGAGCAGGACUGAAAUUUUCAUUCCUCUACCUGUGCUGGGGCCUUGGUCAAGUCUUAAAGCUUUCCAGGUCUGUAACUGGUUUUGUCUGUAAAAUGGGGAAAAGGUUACCUUUUCUGCCACAUGAAGUAGCUGGCUGGUGAAAUGAUGUCAUACUACAAUGUGUUUCAUUAACUGUUGGAGAUUAUCCAUUACCUUGAGCAGUUUUGGAUCUUUUACAUUUGAUGCUCAAGUUUGAUUCUGUACCAGAUCUGGGUUCGGGUUGAUGGCUUGUCGGGGGUGGGAGGGGAAGGUGGGCAGAGACUGAUGUAUAGUGGACAGGUGUUCCUUGAGUGACAGACUUACAAAGGGAGUGUUUAAUUGAAAUCUAGCAUCUUGUCUCUCUGCGAUCAGCAUUUUGGCUGGGUGGAAAAAGCUCUCCUCCACAGAGAGCCCUCCCAUGUCUGUUGGUUUCAGUUCCCCACCCAACUGACUGAAGUCUUGACCUUGAUACCACCUGCCUGGGCGUUCUACUUGGCUGCAAGGGCUCUUCAGAAAGCACCUAGUUCCUUUUGGCUUUCAUCUGCAGUGUAGAUCUCCAUAGCUAGUGACACAGAAAGCCUUAUGAGAGUAUUCCUUCCCUCUAGGGCCCAAAGAGGCUGCUAACCCAGCAGGAAUGUCUUGAACCAAAAGGAGUGGUGACCCUUCUCUGGACAGAAUAAAUGUCUAGUCCCUAAUGGGACAGAAAACUAGGGUUUGAGUUCAGGCUUGACACAGGAGUGAUGGGCAGUAACGUGGACAGCCCAGACCCUGAAGGGACAUGCGUGGAGACAGCAGCAUUCCUAUGGUGCAGUUACUGCUUGUGUGGCCAGCUUCACAGGCAGCAGAUAAUUUGUGGAAAUAAGCGUUAUUUUCUUUUUUUGUUCCCUGUAGGCUACUUGAUCUUGGAUAGUUUCUCUUUAAACCUUUGUCUUUCCCUAUUUUGUUUAGUAGUGAUGAAAGAUGGGUUUGAAAUAUACAGAAAUGGGAGAAAAUUAGAGAAAAUGUGAGGAUUUUAUAAUAACAUGUUCUUAAUUUUAUUUGCACAAGCAGUGUUCACAGCCUUAUUCUUCUGAAGUGACCACUUUUCUUCUCUUUGAGGCACUACCUGGCAGCACCAUCUAAACCUGUAUCUGCUGUGGUCCCAGUUACUCAGGAGGCUGAGGCAGGAGGAUCGCCUGAGCCCAGGAGGUUGAGGCUGCAGUGAGCCAUGACUGUACCACUGCACUCCAGCCUGGGUGAUGGAGUGAGGCCCUAUCUGGCUGCCAGUGAGUUCUGUCAUGCAUCAGACUUCGGACCUCAGAAUUUUUACCUGGAACAUGAGAGGUCAGAUGACAUAAUGAAUAUGUUCUAACUUCUGAAACUUUUGGAACUUAUUUUUGCCCUUGAUAGCACGAGAUGAAAUGGACCUGCAGUCAAAGGCUUCAAAUGAGUUCAAGCAGCAAGAAUUCAGGUUAUGUGGACAUGAUCCUUAAAGAAAAAGCCACUUCAAAGUAAGGCCAAGAGGAUCUCAGAAACCAACCAAGAGAUGUUCAAAGCCCAAAACAGUCCCUGGAAUCAGCCAUCACCAGCAAGGGGACUUAAAGAGCAGGACCAGGAGGAUUCUGUUGCUCCUUGGCAGGUGUGUGGUGUGCGCUAUAGACUGGCUCCGGUGAUCUGGCCAUUAUACUCUGCUGUCUCCAUCUUGAGGAUGUAGGGGAUUAUGCUGUCUAUCGAAACAUUGCCAAUGAGACCAGUAAAAAAAAGUUCUUCUGUUAUGUUGGAGCUCAUCAACCUGAGUGCCGGCAGGCGAACGAGGAUCCUGGCCAAUCUAUAAAAGGGAGUGUCAUUAGAAAAGGGGACUGUUUGAUGCCCUUCAACCACAGCUCAGCAAAGGCUCCUGAGCAAAGGCUCAGCAAAGGCUGUCUGUAUUGCACAGAAUCAAACCAAACGGAUCCACCAUCCACCCACCUCUCUUUUCUGAUUUCAACAGUUCCUCUUAACAGAAAUUUAUCAUGAGAAAAAAACCAAAUGAGUAUAAAAUGUAUGUACAGAUAUGUUCCCUUCACUCUUGUUUAUUCCAACUCUCCUCUCCCCUACCAAAAAGAGAAAACCUGGAAAUUCAUCAACAGAGGACAGGUUAAAAUAAAAUAGGAGUCUUCAUAUGAUGAACUGCUAGAGACUCAUUUAAAAAACGAUAAUACAAAUCUGUAUUUACUGAUGAGGAAAGACAUCCAUGACAUAUUGCUCAAUAAAAAUUUAAAAGGAGAUUAUAAAACAGCAAGUAUAGAUGUCUAUAUAAAGUAUUGGGAAAAUGUUCACCACAAUGCUAACAGUUGGGCUCUGGGUAUUGGGAUUUGAGGUGAUUUUUUCUUAUUUUUUGUACUGCUCUAAUUUCCAGUGUUCAUUUAGCAUUAUAAAUAAAGCAGUAAAAUAGC